Molecule: messenger RNA, 678 nt
Organism: Pectinophora gossypiella (pink bollworm)
Lineage: Eukaryota; Metazoa; Arthropoda; Insecta; Lepidoptera; Gelechiidae
Exons: 4
Coding region: 1-678 (225 amino acids)
Molecular function (GO): protein binding
Source: RefSeq, a predicted model, not a curated record
AUGUUUGACUUUGAUGGCAACCCUAACCACACUAUAGACAAUUUCUUCAAUGCGACUCAUAUGUUCCCAAUGCCGAUUCGGGACAUAAAGUCAACAAUGAAUAAGUCCACGCGACGCGUGUUGGUGAAAUGGAUGGGCCCCGUCAAUGUGUACGAGCCUUUAACACAAAUACCUGCGAUAACUAACACCACCUUUAUGUACCAGCCCUUACUUUCGAGCUGCUAUCACAAGUGCCCAGAGCAAUGCCCGGACAUCUACAGCCCGGUGUGCGGCAGCCGGCCCACCAACACGCUGCUGCCGGGGUUUAUGUUCAAGAACCACUGCUACAUGGAUGCCGCUAGCUGUUAUAUACACUUUAACAAAUACAACUUGUUCGAUAAUGGAAAGGUGUAUCCACCACCAACUUAUAUAGAGACGACGUGGUUGUUCUGCAUAGGCGACCAGACAGCGAGCGCGGUGUCGCGCCUGCUGCCGGCGCUGCGCGUGCUGCAGCACCUGGGCCGCAUCAAGAAGAGGAGGAAGACGUUUCACUACCAGUUUAGAAACAUGCGCAACUUUAACGAACUCCAUAAACACCAUCAAAUUUUAAUUGGAGUUCAGUACCCAAAGGGUAAAAACGGGGCCGGAUUAAAUAAGACUGCAGUCCGUCCGUCACCAGGCUGUGUCCAUGACACGUGA